Betta splendens (Siamese fighting fish) is the source of this 7125-nucleotide messenger RNA. RefSeq lists its product as uncharacterized. Gene Ontology annotation, molecular function: zinc ion binding; nucleic acid binding. The coding region runs from base 136 to 2187 and encodes 683 amino acids. The transcript has 2 exons. Gene Ontology annotation, biological process: DNA integration. Lineage: Eukaryota; Metazoa; Chordata; Actinopteri; Anabantiformes; Osphronemidae. The record is from RefSeq and is a predicted model, not a curated record.
UGGUUUGUGAAUUUGUGUCUUUACCUUAUGCAAAGGAAAUAUGUAGAACCAUAACUUGCUAAUUCUUCGCGGUUGUUUUAACAGUGCUAAUUUAAUCCUGGUAAAUUCUAUUUUGACUGUUACGUAGUUUCUAAGAUGUCUCAGGCAAGCAAAGACACUGAGAGUGCAUUAGCUGGUUUAGAGCAAGAGGUAGACCAGUCAGAUGUUCCUCAACCAACAACACUAUCUAAAGAGCCUCGAAGGAGUGAAAGAGCUCGAACAUUAACUGAAAAAGGAAAAGAACUUCAGAAGGAAAAGCUAGAAGUUCUUCUGCUACGCUUUGACAGUAUUUAUGAAAGAUGGAGAGCUCUGACCAAGGUUGCUAAGAAAUCUGUAAUGAGUCAAGAUCCCAGUGAAAUUCUACAGGAACACAUUAGCAGCGUUCAGAAAGAGGCAUCAGAGCUGAACAAUAUUUAUGAUGACUACAGAAGAAUUGAUAGUCCAGCUCAUGACAUGCGUCGUAAGAUGGACAACUGUACAUCAAUUACUGAAGUAGUGGUUCAGAACGCUCAGUUGCAAAUUCAAGGAAGAGAAGAGCAGAUUAUUUGGCCUAAUGCAAAGUCAGUAUUUGCAUCUUCCAUAUCCAGUGUUUCACCACCUGCUUCAAGUCGUUCUAAGAUUAAUUCUUUGCGCUCUGAUACAUCUUCAGUCAAAAGACAAGAAGCUGCUGCUGAGUAUGCAGCCACACAAGCUGUCUUAAAGAUUAUGGCUGAGCAAGAGUCAUAUCAAGAAAAACUACAAAAGCUUGAGGUUGAAGAGAAGUUGAUCAUUGCAGAACAAGAAGCAGCUGCAUUAGCUUGUCAUCUGCAAGCGGAAAAGGAAGAAACAGAGCGUAGAAUAGAAAGGGAGAAACGAAAAUCCGCUCUCCAAAGGAAACAACAAGAGGAGAACGCCGCAAGAAGGAGGUCAGUAGAAAACUUAAAAAGAGAACUUGAGCGUUUGGAGGAAUUGAAAAGGCUGAAUGCAGCCAAGGCAAAACUUCAGGUUUAUGAUGAACACGAGAAUGAUCAGGUUAAGGGCUUUGCAGCAAAUAGUGCAGAACUUCCUAUUGUCAUGCAGACUGUCAGUCAGAUUAAGCAAGAACCACAACCACCAAGAGUUGUGUUCUCUAAUAGUAGUCCAACACAAAAUGAAACAGGAGCACUUGUGAAGGUUUUGGCUGAGGCUAUGUCAGCAAACAGGCUCCCCAUUCCAGAACCUACCGUCUUUUGUGGAGAUCCACUUAGGUUUGUUCAUUGGAAGGCAUCUUUCGAGACUCUGAUUGAGCAGAAAAACAUUCCAACCUCAGAGAAGAUCUUCUUCCUUCAGAGAUAUGUUGGAGGAGCAGCACGAGAGGCUUUGGAAGGUUACUUUCUAAUUGGUCCAGAAGAGUCAUAUGAAGCAGCUUGGAAGUUGCUCAGUGAACGAUAUGGACAUCCAUUUGUAAUUGCAAAGGCUUUCAGAGACAAAUUAUAUUCCUGGCCAAAGGUAGCUGCAAAGGAAAGUGCUGAGUUAAGGAAAUUUGUGGACUUCUUGCGCAGUUGUGAAUCUAAAUUACCCGACUGGUUAAGCACCAGAUGGAACAGAAAGGCCACAGAAUAUCAAUUGGAGCAUGGGAGAUUCCCGAAGUUCAGUUAUUGUGUGACAUUCCUUUCAUUAGAGGCCAGUAUUGCUUGCAAUCCUAUUACAUCUUAUCAAGCAUUACGGCAGACUGAAUCUGAUAAGGUGAGGAUUAAAAAUCAGACAUUAGUAACUCCUAAAACCCAGACCAUAGGUUCCAAAAUAUUCACAACCAAUACCAGUGAGAGAAACAGAGUCACCUGUCUGUUCUGUAAGAAAGUAGGACAUGGUGUACAAAAGUGUUUCAAAUUACUGGACAAGGCAGUUGCUGACAGAGUCAAAUUCAUUCGAAGUGAAAAUCUAUGCUUCGGCUGUUUGAGCAUUGGCCAUCAGUCUAAGAAAUGUACCAAUCGGAUGGUCUGUGAAGUCUGCUCAAAACGUCACCCCACGUGUUUACACGAAGAUCGCUCAAACCGUGAACAAGGAGCAAAGAGAGAACAAUUCAAGGAAGAGUUAGCAGUAAAGAAUCAGCACAACCAAGUGUCAGUAACGAAAGCACGUCCAACAGAGUUGUACAAGAUGGUAACAGUGUACAGACUUCAGCCAUAGUCCCGGUGUAUGUGUCUUCACCAAAGGAUCCAAACAAGGAAGUUCUUGUUUAUGCUCUGUUAGAUUCACAGAGUGAUUCUUCAUUUAUUCUUGAGGAAGUAGCAGAUGUUCUAAACAUGAACACAGAACAAGUCAGACUGAAAUUGUCUACAAUGUCAUCUAAAGGGACAAUUGUAGUUUGUAAAAGACUCAAUGGUCUACAGAUAAGAGGACUAGACUCCUCUAAGAAAGUUACAGUGCCAACAGCUUAUACUCGGGAGUUCAUUCCUGCCAAUCGGACUCAUAUUCCAACUCCAGAGACAGCUCAGGCAUGGCCGCACUUGGAACAUAUUGCAGCACACAUGGCUCCACAGAAGGACUGUGCAAUUGGUCUCCUAAUAGGUUAUAAUUGCCCACAAGCAUUAUUACCUAGAGAAGUUGUAUGUGGAGAAGAAAACCAACCUUUUGCACAGAAGACUGACCUAGGUUGGAGCAUAGUGAGCUAUGUUGCACCGUUCGAGCACCAUGGUGAUGAUAUUGGAAUAAGUCAUCGCAUCAUUGUAAAGAGAGUGAUGCCAGAAUCCACACCUACAGCUAAACUUAAGAGUGAAGUUCACUAUGUGUGUAAGACUCAAAUCAAGGAAUUGACCACUCCAGACAAUGUAAUUAAGAUCCUAGAAUCUGAUUUCAGUGAAAGAGAUGUGGAGGAAGCAAUACUUUCUCAGGAAGAUUUCCACUUCUUGACCAAGCUGAAGGAGGGAAUCAUGCAGAAACAUGAUGGUCAUUAUGAAAUGCCCCUGCCUUUCAAACAAGACAGACCAAACCUGCCUAGCAAUAAAGCAUGUGCUGUUCAUCGGUUGUCAUGCUUAAAGCGCAGAUUCAAGAGAGACCAGAAAUAUCACACAGACUAUAAGAACUUCAUGAAAGACCUCAUAGCUCGUGGUGAGGCAGAAAAGAUCACAGAUGAGGAAUUGAACAACGAACCAGCCUGGUAUAUACCUCAUCAUGGUGUAUACCACCCUCAAAAGCCAGGGAAGAUACGAGUAGUCUUUGAUUGCUCUGCAAGGUUUCAAGACACUUCCCUGAAUGACCAUCUUCUUACAGGUCCAGAUCUUACAAACAACUUGGUGGGAGUUCUUUGUAGGUUUCGUAAGGGACCCAUAGCUGUCAUGUGUGACGUUGAACGCAUGUUUCAUCAGUUUCAUGUUAAGACUGAAGACCAGGACUACUUAAGGUUCUUAUGGUGGGAGGAUGAUGAUCUGGAAUCUUCACCAUCAGUGUUUCGAAUGAAGGUACAUCUGUUCGGGGCAGCCUCCUCACCUGGGUGUGCUAACUUUGGGUUGAAGCAUUUAGCUAGUAAGUGUCAGGAUCAGUUCAGUGAAAGCACUGUUAAAUUCAUUCAGAGAAGUUUUUAUGUGGAUGAUGGAUUAGUGAGUGUUAUGUCGGAUGCUGAGGCAAUCCAACUCAUUAAGGAAGCCAGAGAGCUCUGCAAAACAGGGAAGCUUAGACUGCAUAAGUUUGUUUCCAACAGCAAGCCUGUUUUGAAAUCAGUACCAGAGGAAGAGUGUGCUGAUAGUGUCAAAACCCUGGACAUGGCUUUGGGAGACCCUCUCUGUGAGAGAGCUCUUGGUGUUCAGUGGUGCAUAUCUUCCGAUGACUUUCAGUUCAGAAUUACUGUCAAGGAACACCCACUGACCAGAAGAGGAGUACUGUCUACAGUAGCUUCCGUCUAUGACCCGUUAGGAUUCUUAGCUCCGUUUGUCUUAAGAGGAAAGCAAAUUCUACAGAAACUGUGCAGAGAGAAGGUUGGUUGGGAUGAGUCCCUCCCAGAAGAACUCAGAACACAGUGGACAUCCUGGCUAGAAGAUCUUCAGAAUUUGUCUAAAGUGAAGAUCAAAAGACCUUACCUACCAGUAAGCUUCUAUGAGGUUAAGCAAUAUCAGCUUCAUCAUUUUUCAGAUGCGAGUGUCACAGGUUAUGGAGAGUGUACGUACCUUAGAGCAGUUAAUGCUGAUGGAGAAGUCCAUUGCUCUUUUGUUAUGGGAAAGGCACGCGUUGCUCCUACUAAGGUAACCACGGUACCACGUCUUGAGCUAUCUGCAGCAGUAGUAGCAGCAAGGACAAGUGUUGUUCUCAGAGAAGAACUUGAACUGAAGGAUCUUCAAGAACAUUUUUGGACUGACUCAAAGGUAGUUCUUGGAUACCUACAUAAUGAUGCAAGACGUUUUCAUGUGUUUGUGGCAAAUAGAGUCCAAAGAAUUAGGUCAAUUACAGAACCCCAACAGUGGCAUUAUGUGCAGUCUGCAGAUAAUCCUGCAGAUCAUGCAUCCAGAGGACUAACGGCAGAUGAGCUUGUUGCUUCAAACUGGCUCACUGGCCCAGAUUUCUUGUGGGAAAGGGAGCUACCCACAAGUGAAGUGAAAGUGGAAGAAGUCAGUGACAAUGAUCCAGAACUCCGAAAGGUGCAGGUGCCCAAAACCAGUGCAAAGGAAGACAGGACAUUGUUAGAUCGUCUGACAAAGUUUUCUGACUGGAAAAGAGCCAUUAAAGGUAUUGCUAGUCUUAAGCGCUUAGCUCAACAGAUUAAAGGACUGAAAUCUAAGCUAAAUGAAGCCACAAAUGUUGAAGAAAGACAAGAAGCAGAACGCUUCAUUAUAAAACUAGUCCAAAGAGAAAGGUUCAGCAGUGAAAUCAAGGAUUUAGAACAAGGCAAGGAAAUAAGAUCUAAGGACAAGGUCAAAAGGUUACACAAGUUAGAUCCAUUUGUAGACGAGCAUGGUGUGCUCAGAGUAGGGGGACGUUUGACAAGAGCUAGCCUUCAUCCACAUGUCAAACAUCCUGUAAUUUUGCCGAAGGAAUGUCAUGUGUCUGCUUUGCUUAUCAAGCAUUACCAUAAGCAAGUACAGCAUCAGGGAAGAGACAUGACUGUGAACGAACUGCGAUCUAAUGGCAUAUGGAUCUUAGGGUGCAGUAGUGCUGUUGCUUCACAUAUUUACAAGUGUACAAGGUGCAGGAAGUACAGACGGACUGCACAGGAACCUAAGAUGGCAGAUUUGCCUGAAGAAAGAGUGGAAAUGACACCUCCAUUCACAUACUGUGGCAUGGAUUGCUUUGGUCCAUUCUAUGUGAAGGAAGGAAGGAAAGAACUAAAAAGGUAUGGUCUUCUCUUUACAUACAUGUGCUCAAGAGCCAUACAUAUUGAGAUGUUGGAUGAUCUUACAACAGACGCUUUCAUCAACGCGUUGCGUGCAUUCAUCGCAGUACGUGGAAACGUAAGACAGUUGAGGAGUGAUCAAGGCACUAACUUUGUGGGUGCACAAAGGGAGUUCAUGAAUGCAAUGAAGGACCUAAAUCAUGAACAACUCAAAGAGUAUGGAUGUGAGUUCAUCACAAACUUUCCAUCAUCCAGUCAUAUGGGAGGUGUAUGGGAGAGACAGAUCCGAACAAUCAGAAGUGUUCUAACUGCAAUUCUAGAUCAAUCAGUUAAAAGACUUGACUGUGCAUUGCUUAGAACUUUUCUGUAUGAAGUGAUGGCUAUUAUAAAUAGCAGACCUCUGACAACAGAGCAUUUAAACGAUCCAACAAGCUUGGAACCUCUCACUCCCAAUCAUAUUCUUUUGAUGAAGUCUGGAAUAAUAUUGCCUCCUCCUGGCCAGUUUGUGAGUCAGGACCUGUACUUGCGUAAAAGGUGGCGCCAGGUGCAGUUCCUGGCAAAUGAGUUCUGGACUAGGUGGAAGAACGAGUACCUUCUUAAUCUUCAGCAGAGGCAAAUAUGGCAAAGAGACAGAAGAAACAUUAAGGUUAAUGACAUUGUCAUCCUCAAAGAGGAUAAUUCUCCAAGAAAUCAGUGGAAGCUGGCAAAGGUGGCAGAAGUGUAUCCUAGCAAGGACGGAAAGGUUAGGAAAGUUAAACUUCUGAUCAGUGACUCAUCUUUAGAUAGUAAAGGAAGACGUAUUUCAAAGCCAGUUUAUUUAGAUAGACCGGUGCACAAGAUUGUUCUACUGCUUGAAGCAGAGUAAAGGUUAUACCUUAUUUUUAGGUAUAUGCUAUGCCUGUAUGAUCUUCAAGAGUUAAGUGAAAGUUCGAUUGUUCAGUUCAGUUUGAAAUCCCAAACAUUGUGAUUUGGUGGGAGUUUAACUGACAUAAAUGUCAAGUCAUGUUUAUAUUUUAUUUGCAUAUUUAUUGUGUGUUUAUAAUUAUUUGAUUGUUAAUGCGGACCCGGAACAAAGUUUGUGUUCCGCCGGACAUUUUUGCUGAUACACGAGUGAGAAGCAUGUGGAGAGAAGUGAAGGUACAAGCAGGCAAGAAAGUGAAGGUUAAGCAUUUAUUUUGGGAUUUUGAUGAUUCGUAACCAUUCCCUCUGGGGUGUGCAGCCAGCGAGGUACGUUUAUUUUGUGUUUGGUUUAUGUUGUGCAUUUAUUUAUAAUUCUGUUUGUCUCUUUAAAAUGUGAUGUUUUACUGUACGUCAUAGUUCGACGGUGGAUUUGUUCGGACGUAAGGAGCAACAAGUGCUCAGAAGGAAAGAAUAAAUUCAUCUGUGAUGAUAAAGAACUGCUUCGUUGUCUCAUUGGAGGGAGUGAUACGCAUUAUCCACACCUGCACUUCAUCUGCUAUUAGUUCACUUUGUAUUUAACCACCACCAGUGUCCUCAGUUCCCCGCCAGAUCGUUGUUCGUGUGUCGUCGUGCUUUCCCAGUUCAUUGUUCCUGCCGUGUCUUCGUGUUUCCUGGCUUUGUUGAUGCUCGACCUUGUUACUACUGCCUGUUGCCGACCAUUGCCUGCCUGACCACGCUUCACCGCCUGACGUUUGGUAUUGUACUCUCCUCCCGGUUAUGAUCUGUGCCUGCUCCUGACUACGUCUCCGCCUAAUCCCAUGUAACUCGUCUGAUCACCUGUGUAUGACCCUGCCUGGACUUUACUCCGCAUACUGGAAUAAACCACACUCUUUAACGCCAGAAAA